GCCUUCAUUGCAUUGUGGGUGUCAGUACAAAGUGACGCCAUAUUUGCCGGUGCCGCCGCUGUAAACAACAAAAAGUGUCUGAGGGAGACAGACAAGAGACGCUUCAGUGGAUUUCAGGACAUUUUAUUUGUUGUUGUGGGUGAAUUGCUCUCCUCUCGGCAGUCAUCAUGUCUCUGGGAAUGUCUUACAAGCCAAACCUGAACGCGCAGCUCCCCGCCAACCCCGGGGCUCAGGCUGGAAGUGCCCAUUCCCCUUCUACUAGCCUGGCAUCAUCUGCACAAUACAGGCACCUCGUGAAUGACUAUGGACCUCCAUCUUUGGGAUACACCCAGGGUAACAGCAGUAAUCAGGUACCGCAAAGCAAGUAUGCAGAACUUCUUGUCAUCAUAGAAGAGCUGGGUAAAGAAAUUAGACCAACCUACGCAGGCAGUAAAAGUGCAAUGGAGAGACUAAAAAGAGGUAUCAUCCACGCAAGAGGCUUAGUACGAGAAUGUUUGGCUGAAACAGAACGGAACGCCAGGUCAUAGCUGUGCCAUAUGACAUCCCUCUGAAGCGUACAGUUUCCUUUAUUGAAAUCUUCAGGGCCGUUUUUCUAAAUAUUUAGCCAGAGGGAUUUCUCCCUCUAACGUACUGUAAAGCUGCUGAACACAAGCUAACGUUUUUAAAAAUUAACAGAAUUUCCACUGGGGUAAAAAAAAAAUAAUAAUAAUAAUAAAAAAAAAAGUAUUACUGGCUAUUUGAAACUAUUUAAAGUCCAUGGAAAUUCACACAUUAUAUCAUGAGCUACAGUAUACAUUUGUUUUAGUUUCUUGAGUUGUAUGCUAAAUAAUUUUAAGAACAAUGCACGUUUUUGUUUUGACACUUGGUUUGCAUUUGUAAAUGUCUUUCAUAAAACUUUUUUUUUAAUUCGUUUCCUACCCCUAAGUGUAUUUCUCUCCAAAUCUUGCUAUCUAGGAGAAACUUUUUGGGUAAAAUGUGUGAAAUAUCACCCAUAGCUACCUGCAAAUUGUGCUAGUGGGUUUCCGUUUUCUGGAAUUAUAUAGGACUUUAAAUGGCAAUCGGUAAGCGUUUGGAGGGGUAUUUGAUUAUUACCUAUGCAUUUGCAUGUAUAAAACAUUUUGGAACCCAUACAUGAAGUUUGGAACAUGCAUGAUGUAUGUAAAGAGAGGACUCUUACUUUUCUAUAGACAGAUCUAUGUCAGUUAUAAUUGCAAAUAAUAAAAUAAUAUUCAUUUUGGGCUGUACGUAUAGGUGGGCAUGGGGGGAAAAAAAAAAUCAGUGGAAACUAUUUGCAUCUUUGUAUGUAUUUAUUACUUGAUGUAAUAAAGCUUAUUUUCACUAAGAAA
Molecule: messenger RNA, 1346 nt
Organism: Spea bombifrons (plains spadefoot toad)
Lineage: Eukaryota; Metazoa; Chordata; Amphibia; Anura; Pelobatidae
Gene: CDK2AP1
Product: cyclin dependent kinase 2 associated protein 1
Exons: 4
Coding region: 168-527 (119 amino acids)
Cellular component (GO): nucleus; cytoplasm
Source: RefSeq, a predicted model, not a curated record